Messenger RNA from Miscanthus lutarioriparius, 507 nucleotides. The record is from the annotation of a GenBank genome assembly. NCBI's taxonomy places the organism in Eukaryota, Viridiplantae, Streptophyta, Magnoliopsida, Poales, Poaceae.
AUGUCGGACGAGCAGGAGGACAUCGGUCUCUCCAUGACCAUCAACGACGAGCUGCGCCUCUGCGGGAUGACCGGAGACGACGAGGACGAUGUCGCUGGGGAUGCCGAGGAGCUCUUCGGCCGUCGUGCUGCCGAGGAGCUCUACGGCCAUACUGCUGCUGACCCACUUCCCGUCGACGGCACUGACGCCCCCAACACCGGCGGCACCAUCCAGGACGCCGCCGCUGUUGAUGACGGCUCCAGCAGCAGGCCUAACCGCCCUUCUACCUUACAUAAACCAACAUAUCCAGUUCUUUCUACCCUUGCUAGAGAUGUUUUCAGUGUGCCUGUUUCUACCAUUUCUUCUGAAGCUACUUUUAGUACCACUGGCAGGAUCGUUGAAGACCGGCGGCGGAGGCUGAACCUUAAAACUGUGGAGGCACUCACAUGCAUCAAGGACUGGGAAGCUGCAGAGACAAGGCUACAACAUAUGGUGGAGGAUAAGGAGCUCGAGGAGGCUUUUGAAUAA